Phaeoacremonium minimum UCRPA7 is the source of this 1338-nucleotide messenger RNA. RefSeq names its product putative n-carbamoyl-l-amino acid hydrolase protein. Bases 1 to 1338 code for a protein of 445 amino acids. The record is from RefSeq and is a predicted model, not a curated record. The transcript is spliced from 3 exons. NCBI's taxonomy places the organism in Eukaryota, Fungi, Ascomycota, Sordariomycetes, Togniniales, Togniniaceae. Gene Ontology annotation, molecular function: hydrolase activity, acting on carbon-nitrogen (but not peptide) bonds, in linear amidines.
AUGGGUUCUCUAGGCACUGAAAUACCGCCUCCGGCGGCUAAGCUUGCUCCUGUGCUACCAGAUUACUACGCCAAAUUGAAGACGGAUGCUAAACGAACGGUCGACACGCUGGAGGAGUCGUGCACCUGGGGAAACACACCUGAUGGUGGCAUGAACAGAUUGACAUGCAACGAUGAUGACCGUAAAGUUCGAGAAUGGUUUAUCCAAGAGACCAAAAAGUGUGGAUGCCAGGUCAAGGUGGAUGCAAUGGGCAACAUCUUUGCCAUUCGGCCAGGAGAGAAUAAUGACCUUCCGCCUAUUGGACUGGGCUCACAUCUUGAUACGCAGCCGACAGGUGGUAAAUAUGAUGGCAUUCUCGGCGUGGUGUCCGGAAUGGAAGUCUUAAAAACUAUCCAUGCCAACAAUAUUACGACAUAUGCACCGCUAGCUGUCAUCAACUGGACCAACGAAGAGGGCGCAAGAUUCCCGCCAGCUAUGCUGUCUUCAGGUGUCUGGGGAGGGGCUUUCACCACAGAAUAUGGCCACAACCGGUCGGACAUGGACGGUAUUACCCUGAAGCAGGAACUAGAACGUAUUGGUUUCUUGGGUGAAAUCCCAUGCAGCUAUGACGCAAAUCCAUUGUCAGCGCAUUUCGAGGUUCACAUUGAACAGGGGCCGAUCCUUGAUGCUGCCGAGUCUGCAGUCGGUAUCGUAAAGGGCGUGCAGUCAAUCCGAUGGUACAAUGUAGACGUUGUCGGUCGCGAAGCUCACACUGGAACAACUCCUAUGGACCGGCGGAGCGAUGCUCUCUUGGGAGCGGCUAAGAUGAUCGUAGAAACCAAUCGCUUUGUGACCGAGGGCGAGCUUGCCGCUAGAGGAGCCCGCGCUACAAUUGCGGUAAUCAACUCAGGGCCCCAAAGUAUCAACACAAUUGCCGGUAAGGUGCGCAUGGGACUCGAUAUCCGUGCACCAGCAGAUGCAGAUGUUGAGACUGUCGAGGCGUUAUGUAGAGCUAGGUUUGAGGAGAUCUGCAAGGAGCACGGUCUGACUAUGGAGUUCGACUGUUUUUGGAUCUCGCCUGCUCUCCACUUCGAUCCAAUUAUGGUACAAUGCGUACGAGACUCCGCGAAGAGUAUUGACUGUGGAAUGGAGCUCGUUAGCGGCGCAGGCCAUGACUCUGUCUACACCUCAUUGAAGGUGCCGACUGCUAUGAUCUUUGUCAGAUGUCGAGAUGGUGUUAGCCAUAAUCCGGCAGAAUACUCUCGACCUGAAGAUUGUGCCGCUGGUGCCGAGGCACUUUUGGGAGCAUAUCUGAGAUAUGAUGACUAUUUGCGAAGGACAACUCAAGGAAGCAAGUGA